AUGACGGGCAUGUCGGGCGCCGCUGCCACCCGGGAUGGAGAGGCCCCCGAGCACUCCCCGCCCUGCAGUCCGAGCUACGAUGUCACGGGCAAGGUGAUGCUUCUGGGAGACUCAGGCGUUGGCAAAACCUGUUUCCUGAUCCAAUUCAAAGACGGGGCCUUCCUGUCCGGAAACUUCAUAGCCACCGUCGGCAUAGACUUCAGGAACAAGGUGGUGACCGUGGAUGGUGUGAGGGUGAAGCUGCAGAUCUGGGACACAGCCGGGCAGGAGCGAUUCCGCAGUGUCACACAUGCUUAUUACCGAGAUGCCCAGGCCUUGCUCCUGCUCUAUGACAUCACCAACAAGUCUUCCUUUGACAACAUCCGGGCCUGGCUCACUGAGAUUCAUGAGUACGCCCAGAGGGAUGUAGUGAUCAUGCUGCUCGGCAACAAGGCCGACGUGAGCAAUGAAAGGGUGAUCCGUUCCGAGGAUGGAGAGACACUAGCCAGGGAGUACGGCGUUCCCUUCAUGGAGACCAGCGCCAAGACGGGCAUGAAUGUGGAGUUAGCCUUUCUGGCCAUUGCCAAGGAGCUGAAGUACAGAGCCUUGUGGCACCCUGAUGGGCCCCGCUUCCAGAUCCGAGACUUUGUGGAAUCCCAGAAGAAACAGCCCAGCUGCUGCUCCUUCUCAUGAAUCCCAAGGGGCUGAAAGGAUGCUCCAGAGGCCCCCACGGAUGCACCCUCCUCCUCCAGAUCUGGUGUAUUUUGAAGCAGCCGGGAGUUGGGGGAUCCAGGGCACAGCCCCUUCCCAAGAGGGAGCUGUAUUCCCACUCUUACCCUAGUUCCUGUAGCUUCCCUGCAUCCUGGGGGAGGGUAAAUAUUUCAUUUUAAUGAUACAUAAUGUAAUGCAAAAAGGGAAGACAGGGACCUGGUGGCCCUUUUGCCUUCGGCACUAGGACUUGGGGGCGGAGGCUCCCUCCUAGCCAUGACAAGGGUGGCAUUCUCCAGCUCAGCGCCAGAGGGCAGUGAUGCACUUCUACAGUGGGAGGGCAGGAAGUGACCCCUUGCCACCCUCACCUCAGCUGGACAGGAGAGGCAGACUCCAGCUUUAUUUCCUCCUGCACCCAGGGAACAGUCUUCCCCGGUAAGAUGGGCCCUUGUGCUGGGAGCCAGACCAACGCCCAGGGAAGAUAAGCGAUGUGGAGAUUGGACAGUGACCCCGCUCUGUGGGUAGAGGAGAGAGGAGUAGCACAGGCUAGGUCUUUCGGUUUGGCUGCCUCUAGCCUGGCUAGCCCCACUCUGAAAGGUGUACCCACAAACUGAAAGCAUUUGGUUCCUGUUCUUUGGACCUCAGGUCCCAGGGGAACCCCUCCAUCCCCCCCCCCCCAAAUCCCUAGUCUUCUCUACCUUUUGGCUUGUGCCCCUGGGCACCUAAGGUCACAGCUAGGGAAAGAUUUUUUUCUUCUGCCCCAACACUUUGGCAGAUAUGCAGCCCCACAGGCUACUUCAAAUAGCUGUAGUGCUUCUACUGAGUUAAGAAUCAGAUAAGGAGAAACCCCUGACUCCUGGAACAGGUGGGAGGCAGAACCCAGCAAACCUCAUCCCGCACAUACCCCCUCCCCCCCAAACCCAAGCGCUGCCUACUUCCUGACCACUCCUGCCGUUUCCCUUCGGACAGACACAGAGACCAAAACUGUUUUAUGUCCCCUCCCACUGAGCCAGGUUAGGGAAUGAGAGGUCACCCAUUUCUGGAUAAACCAAUACAACGUGUCCAAAACAAGGUCAUGUAGGUAAGACCAGGUGAAGAGAGAGACACCAAGAAGUUUCUGUGGGGCCAAGGUCACCUGUCUCACAGAACUCUGACCCCGGCAAAUGAAGGUGAACAGGAGACAUGUGGGUCAUGACCUGAAGGAGAGAAAGAAGUACACACUGCACAUUUCUAAGGCCACUGCAUAUGCUUUCAAGGCAGAAAUCUUGCCCUCUGAGCACAGUCAGCAGCUCCAACUUGAGCCUGAUAAGGAAGCUCUCUGAGGCUUCUCCCAGGAGGAGCAGGGAGGAGCCUGACCUUGCUGGGCUCUUUGGGGGCCCAAGGCAAGUCGCAGGCAAUCCAAUCACGUGGGCAGCUCUGGGCCUCUAUCCGGUGGUGUUUUCAGAAUGAAAUUGCGGAAU
Molecule: messenger RNA, 2147 nt
Organism: Nyctereutes procyonoides (raccoon dog)
Lineage: Eukaryota; Metazoa; Chordata; Mammalia; Carnivora; Canidae
Gene: RAB37
Product: RAB37, member RAS oncogene family
Exons: 9
Coding region: 1-672 (223 amino acids)
Cellular component (GO): endosome; Golgi apparatus
Molecular function (GO): GTPase activity; GTP binding
Source: RefSeq, a predicted model, not a curated record